CUUUGUUCUCCAUAACUAUACUUCAUUCAUUCAUUCAUCAAAGUCCCGAAAUAUCUGUAUAUUUCAACAUGCCUAAAACCUUCUCAAAAUUAUCUUCCUCUACUUUCUUCUUUCACUUUACCCUGCUCUUCUUCUCUGCAACCUCUAGUGGUUCCUUCUCCAACAUUUUGUCUCCCAAAAAGUUCGGUCUCAAGCGAGAGAAGCUCACCCAUCUUCACUUCUACUUCCACGACAUAGUUAGCUCACGAAACCCAACCGCUAUCCCUGUCGCCAGUGCCGCCUCGACCAACAAAUCCCAUACUGGCUUUGGCGUUGUCAUGAUGGCCGAUGACCCUUUGACGGCCGCACCCGACCCCAACUCCAAGCUCGUGGGAAAAGCGCAAGGGAUUUACGCAUCAGCAGCGCAAGACGAAGUUGGUUUAUUAAUGGUAAUGAACUUGGCUUUCACGGAAGGCAAGUAUAACGGUAGUUCCCUUAGUCUAUUGGGGCGGAACACCGUGUUCUCGAGGGUAAGGGAGAUGCCUCUCGUCGGUGGUAGUGGACUUUUCCGAUUUGCACGUGGAUAUGCUCAGGCCAAGACUCAUACAUUGGAUUUAAAAACUGGGAAUGCAGUGGUGGAGUACAAUGUCUAUGUCUUCCAUUAUUGAUAUGAUUGAAUGGCAAUUGGCAAUGCCUUGGAAUUUGUUUUGUGGACUAUUUUCAUUUCCUUUGAUUCUCUCUUUUGUAUUCUUCUGGUUAUAAUAACUUUGUAUGGACCACCUCAUGUUUACUGUUUUUCCAUUUAAAUCUCAACAUCCCGUAACAUUAUGUUAA
Molecule: messenger RNA, 813 nt
Organism: Gossypium raimondii (Peruvian cotton)
Lineage: Eukaryota; Viridiplantae; Streptophyta; Magnoliopsida; Malvales; Malvaceae
Product: dirigent protein 22
Exons: 1
Coding region: 69-647 (192 amino acids)
Source: RefSeq, a predicted model, not a curated record